GUUCAGGUUCGACGGUAACUUCAACACCAACGUGUCCAAGACCAUCUGCUGUGACAGGCUGUCCCCCACGGUCAACAGCCGAGCCUUCAACCCUGGACGGGACCUCAACUCAGUGUUGGCAGAUAACCUGAAGUCCAACCCGGGCAUCAAGUGGCAGUACUUCAGCUCAGAGGAGGGCAUCUUCACCGUGUUCCCCGCCCACAAGUUCCACUGCAAGGGCAACUACGAGCACCGCAGCAGGCCAGUGUACGUGUCGGCGGUGCGGCCCCAAUCGAAACACAUUGUGGUGAUCAUCGAUCACGGCGUGACCAUUACAGACACGCAGCUCCAGAUCGCCAGAGACGCUGCGCUCGUCGUCCUCAGCUCCGUAGACGAACAUGACAAGGUCUCGAUCCUGUCCUCAGCGGAGGUGGUGCGGUCCUGUUCUCUGGACCCGUGCUAUAAGAGCUACCUGUCUCCUGCCACCAGCGAGACCAAGAGGAAGAUGAGCACCUUCGUCAACAACCUCAAGGCUUCCGACAGCCCUACCCUGCACGCACUGGGCUUCCAAAAGGCCUUCCAGCUGCUCCGGAACACCAGCAACAUCACCCGCCAACUCACCAAUACGGACAUGGUGAUCAUCUACCUGUCGUCUGGCAUCACGUCCCGAGAUGCUUCGGAGCACGAGAAGAGGGACACCCUGCGCGUGGUCAAAGAGGAGAACCGCCACCUCAACAACUCAGUCAUGAUCCUCACCUACGCCCUCAUGAACGAGGGUGUGACCGGUCUGAAGGAGCUMGCGUUCCUGCGCGACCUGGCGGAGCAGAACUCGCUGAAGUACGGCGUGCCCGACCGCUCGGCGCUGCCGGUGGUGAAGGGGAGCAUGAUGGUCCUGAACCAGCUCAGUAACCUGGAGACCACCGUGGGACGCUUCUACAUCAACCUGCCCAACCGCAUGAUCGACCUGGCCCGCUUCAGCCUGUCCUACCAGGACGCCAUGGGAGACGGUUUCAUCAUGACGGCGAGCCGGCCAUGUUACUUUGGCAACCUGUUGCUAGGCGUGGUGGGAGUAGACGUGAACCUGGCCUACAUUCUCGAGGACGUCACCUACCACCAGGAUUCCUUGGCCUCCUACACCUUCCUCAUAGACAACAAAGGUUACACCCUGAUGCACCCGUCCCUCACACGGCCCUACCUGAUGACCGAGCCUCCGCUGCACACUGACAUCAUCCACUAUGAAAACAUCCCAGGGUUCCCCGUAGUACGGGACAACAUACUCCGUCUGCCGCUGGGCAGUCAGGUGAUAGCUGUGCCAACCAACUCCUCUCUGUCCUGGCACACCAACCGGCUACGAGACCCCAGCAGGGAGGCCUACAACGUCAGCUACGCAUGGAAACUGGUCCAGGACACAUCGUUCAUCCUGUGCAUAGUGUACGUCCAGCCAGAGAUCCCAGUGAAACACCUGAAGAACCUGAACACUGCUCCCAGCUCCAAGCUGCUCUAUCACCGYCUGGACCUGCUGGGACAGCCCUCCUCCUGUCUGCACUUCAAACAGCUGGCCACCGUCGAGAGCCCUACGGUGAUGCUGUCUGCAGGGAGUUUCUCCUCUCCCUACGAGCACCUCAGUCAGCCAGAGACCAAACGCAUGGUGGAACACUACACAGCCUACCUCAGUGACAACACACGCCUCAUAGCCAACCCUGGCCUUAAGUCGUCGGUCAGGAACGAGGUGAUGGCGACCAGUCACGUCACAGAUGAAUGGAUGACACUCAUGGAGAUGAGUAGCCUCAACUGCUACAUUGUGCGCCGUUACAUAGCAACGCCCAAUGGGGUGCUGCGGAUUUACCCCGGCUCGCUAAUGGACAAAGCCUUCGACCCAACCCGGAGACAAUGGUACCAGCACGCUGUAGCCAAUCCAGGCCUCAUCACCUUCACUGGGCCUUACCUGGAUGUGGGCGGGGCUGGCUACGUGGUCACCAUCAGCCACACCAUCCACGCCUCAAGUUCUCAGAUGGCCUCAGGGUAUGCGGUAGCCGUGAUGGGCAUAGACUUCACCCUGCGUUACUUGUACAAGGUUCUGCUGGACCUGCUACCCAUCUGCAACCAGGACAAGGGCAACAAGAUCCGGUGUUUCAUCAUGGAGGACAGGGGUUACYUGGUGGCCCACCCCACCCUCAUCGACCCGAAAGGCCACGCCCCCGCCGAACAGCAGCACAUCACCCACAAGGAACCGCUGGUGGCCAACGACAUCUUGAACCACCCCAACUUUGUCAAGAAGAACCUCUGCAACAGCUUCAGUGAUCGUACAGUCCAGCGCUUCUACAAGUUCAACAGCAGUAUCAUUGGUGACCUGACCAACCUCGUCCACGGGAGCCACUGCUCCAAGUACCGUCUGACCCGUAUCCCAGGGACCAACGCUUUCGCCGGCAUCGUCAACGAGACGUGCGAUUCGCUGGCUUUCUGUGCCUGCAGCACCGUGGACCGCCUCUGUCUCAACUGUCACAGGAUGGAGCAGAAUGAGUGUGAGUGUCCAUGUGAGUGCCCCCUGGAGGUCAAUGAAUGUACUGGCAACCUUAGCUACGCUGAAAACAGGAAUCCAAGCUGCGAGGUGCACCAGGAGCCCCUGUCUCUGACGGUGAUGGACUCCAGUCUGCAGGACACCCUGCCCCAGUGCAUCAACACCCGCUGCAGCCAGCGCUUCACCAGCAGUGACUGUUUUGGCGUGCUGGACUGUGAGUGGUGCAUGGUGGACAGUGAUGGGAAGACCCACCUGGAGAAGCCUUACUGUGCCUUGCAGAAAGAGUGCUUCGGGGGCAUCGUGGGGGCCAAGAGCCCUUACAUGGACAGCAUGGGGAUGCUGGAUGAAGAGGUGGUGUCUCUGAACAUGAUGAAGAGUGCCCCGGUUGGGCCGGUUGCCGGGGGUAUUAUGGGCUGUAUCAUGGUGCUGGUGUUGGCUGUCUACGCCUACAGACACCAGAUCCACCGACGCUCACAUCAACACAUGUCCCCUCUGGCUGCACAGGAGAUGUCCGUCAGGAUGUCUAACCUGGAUAAUGAGAGAGACGAGCGAGACGAGGACAGCCACGAAGACAGGGGGAUCAUCAGUAACACCCGGUUCAUCGCGGCGGUCAUCGAGAGACACACCCACAGCCCUGAACGCAGGAGGMGGUACUGGGGACGGUCAGGGACGGAGAGUGACCACGGCUACAGCACCAUGAGUCCUCAGGAGGACAGCGAGAACCCUCCCUGCAACAACGACCCCCUGUCGGCCGGCGUGGAUGUGGGUAACCACGACGACGACCUGGACCUGGACACGCCCCCUCAGACGGCGGCGCUUCUCAGCCACAAGUUCCACCCGUACCGCCACCCCCCUUACCAUCACCCGCUCCACACGCACCGCCUGCAGGCGGCCGUCACCGUGCACAGUGUGGACGCAGAGUGCUGAUCCUAAACCUCCAUUCCCCUCCCUUCCCCCCAGGCCUUGGCUCUCCUCCACCCCCACCGGCCCUCUUCCUCGACCUGGCUACGCCUCGCUACAUUGGUGGGGCCCCUGACAUGCAACGCUACCACUACCGUCACCUCCAGACUCCACCACCAUGUAGGCUCCCACUGGGCCCAGCCAGGGUGAGGGGAGGUGGGCUGAGAGAGAAUAUGAGCAGACCCCCCCCCCCUCUCCCGCUGGAAGUUUCCUUGGAAGAUCAUACACUGUAGGAGGAACACUAGCCUCUGUAGCCCAGCAGAGCUCCACUCAGAACGGGGGGGGGGGGGGGGGAUGAGACGCAGCUGCUGGCCUUAUUCUAAAAGGGUCUGAACUUGUUUAAAAGUGUCAACAAAGGAUCUACCAUGUUUAAGAAGACAACAAUU
Molecule: messenger RNA, 3843 nt
Organism: Salvelinus sp. IW2-2015
Lineage: Eukaryota; Metazoa; Chordata; Actinopteri; Salmoniformes; Salmonidae
Product: VWFA and cache domain-containing protein 1
Cellular component (GO): voltage-gated calcium channel complex
Molecular function (GO): voltage-gated calcium channel activity
Source: RefSeq, a predicted model, not a curated record